Messenger RNA from Laccaria bicolor S238N-H82, 1338 nucleotides. RefSeq lists its product as uncharacterized. The transcript has 4 exons. Bases 1 to 1338 code for a protein of 445 amino acids. The record is from RefSeq and is a predicted model, not a curated record. Lineage: Eukaryota; Fungi; Basidiomycota; Agaricomycetes; Agaricales; Hydnangiaceae. Gene Ontology annotation, molecular function: DNA binding. Gene Ontology annotation, biological process: DNA recombination; DNA integration.
AUGGGCCGGAGGGCACGUACAAAAGUAUCUGGAGCUGCCAACGUAGCAACUACAAAAGUAACUGAAGUCUCCAAUGCUCCAAAGCCGAAGCGCGCAUCAAGGAAGCCUUGCGUAAAGGCGGCACCACUCGCAUCACUGCAGGAAACCCAAAAUGUGGAGGUGAAGGAAGCUACUGCAGUGAAGAACACGGAUAAUGCCUAUGAGGGUCACUUGGACAGAGGAAUGAGGUUCUUGGCAACUUUGAUUGAGGAGAGGCGAGAGAGAGGUGAAGAUAUUUGCAAUGAAGGCAUCUCGACGGACGAGUUUGAAAAGGCAUUCGACAAACCUCCAAACAAAUAUUCUGUGAUGGCUAUUGAGAUGUUCAUCGUGCAAAAGUGCUUCAUGCAGAAGCUGGGAAAAGAUACCGGCUAUGGGAUCCAGGGCGCGUUCGCAAGGUACUGGGAUACGAUGGAUGGUGACAAGUACGCGGGCAAUUACCAGUUCGACGACAAGACAGGAGAAGUGAAGGGUUGCCCUGCUCGUGCCCCAGCUGUCAUGGCGGUUCUGCAUGCAGUGAAAGUGAGAGCUGCUGAGAAGGGCCAUGCAGCAGUCCGCAACCAUGCCGAGGCGAUAACAAUAGAAGAGGUUAAAAAGAUUAUGGAAUGGUCAGAGAAAACGUGCCCCGAUGAUUUGCUCACCUUGCCUGUUGAAGAUCUUGAAACCUUGAUGUUCCACGCUGAGCACGCACUCAUGCGAGCAUUCAUUAGCUCAGCAUUUACACUGUGGACAAGGUGCUUUGAGUUGCUCACCUUGCAAUACCGGGACAUAAAGAAUGAUUGUGUCGGGCCUGCACCUUACUACAUCCCACACUUCAAAGUUGUCCUCGAAAAUAGGAAGGGGUGGCAACAUGCUAAGGGCUAUGAUGGACCAUGGACUGGAAAUAUCUAUGAUAUUUAUCGUCAGGACAUCCCUGCAAUUGAUAUGAAUUCACACCUUCCAAAGUGGUGCGCUUAUCUCCAGAAGCUUCAACCCAACCGGAAAGUUGAAGCCGACGAUUAUCUAUUUCCCUACAUCGCGCCAAACGGAUUGAUCCACCCUAAAUGUGACAUGAGUUAUGAUCUCCUGCAAGGGUUACUCACCAAGUUUGCGGCGGCUGCUGGACUUGAAAAGCACUAUAUGACACACUGCUUUCGACGUGGAGGUGCACAGUACAGGUUUAUGUUUGCACCUAUCGGAAAGCGAUGGCCGUUGAGCUGGAUCCGAUGGUGGGGUGGAUGGGCGAUUGGGGAGCACGUAAGUACGCAUGGCUUUAAGAGCAAGCUGGGUUGUUCACACGAACUGUCAAGGUCGACACAUUGA